AUUUCAACUCGCAUCCUCGUCGUCCCGUACGAGUUUUUGACGCGGGCGAGUGUUUCGUGGAGUAUCGGAAGUGAAGUAAAUUGUUGGGCGUUUGUGCUAACGUUCGUCGUCAGUCGGAUGCGAUGUAUUGUGCGAAGUUGUGUCGCGUUUAAUCGUGUUUUGCAUCUUCUCCGCUGCCUCAUAUCCCGAGUUUCUGUUUUUAUUACCAAAGAACAAUUCGUGAUCCCAUUUCGCCUGAAACUCGACUACACAUAACACUGCGAUUUUUAGUAUCAGGAGAUAGCACGAAACCGAUAUCGUAAUGACAAUUAUUUGAUGAAUUAGUAAAAUUAAUUAUUAAUUACUUAAUUAAGUCUUUUGUUUUUCUUCGUGACAACACGUGAAAGACGAAUGCGCAAAAGUUAUUCCAGUGAAAACGAAAAAAGAAAACGGCGGAAUCGGUAGAAUAAAACGACUACCAAUCACAAACGUUCCGCAAUUUCGCCAUUCCGCAUUCCAUGUGAGCGCACCCUUAGAACCCACUGCACUCGAAGACGGUAGAAUACUUACGUUUGGAAUUUUGCUGGCAGUGAAUUUUGGAUUACUGCUAAGUGUUCCAAAACUUGUAUAAAAAUUUUGAAAAAUGCUUACCAAAAUAAAACAUAUUUUCUGCAAUUAAGUUAAACAGUAAAUGGAAUAAACAUAAAUAUUGUUACGUACACAUUUGAAUUUUAAAACAAUAUGGCGCGCUCAGUGCGUUUCAGUGCGUCUGCUCAAGCUUCCUUUUCUGCACAUCGAUACGCGAUUCAAUUAUCUUCUGCCCCCAUGGCGGUAGCCGGUAUGCGGUAACCUGUGAAACAUUUAUAUCAAUUACAUUUACGUGAUAUUUAAAUUUUGCAAUUUGUAUAUUAUUCCACGACCCUGUAUUGCAUCGUUGAUCGCACAGUGUUACGAAACAUCAAAGAAACGCGCGAUGGUCGAGGAAUCGGAGCAGCAGUUGCCGCCGAUAGACGUGAAGGAGCCGCUGGACCUCAUAAAGCUAAGUCUGGAGGAGCGGAUUUACGUGAAGAUGAGGAACGAAAGAGAACUUCGAGGAAAAUUGCAUGCUUUCGACCAGCAUCUGAACAUGGUGCUGGGCGACGUAGAGGAGAUUAUAAACAUAGUGGAAAUUGACGAGGAAACAUACGAGGAGAUCUAUCGCCAGAAAAAGAGAACCAUCCAGAUGCUGUUUGUUCGUGGAGAUGGUGUCAUCCUGGUGUCUCCGCCUACAUAAAAUCACCAUGAUGCAACCUCUCGUGUGUGAAGCUGUAAAUAUAGUCUGUUAAUAAUUUACAUUGUGGGAUUUUGUUUUGUUGAAAUAUUCAAAGGAUUUACAGUUUCAUAUUCGAACUGGGUGCCUAAAAAAAAUUGAAAAAGAUUUCAUCUCAGCAAUUGCUCUAUUUAUACUAUACAUAUUAUAAUACGCUAUAACUUUAUGUGUAAUGAAUUUACAUGAAUGACCCAACUAGAUGAUAAUAAAAAGUGUAUUUUAUACAUAAUACAUGUGUAAAAAAAAA
Solenopsis invicta (red fire ant) is the source of this 1535-nucleotide messenger RNA. RefSeq names its product U6 snRNA-associated Sm-like protein LSm3 (gene LSm3). Lineage: Eukaryota; Metazoa; Arthropoda; Insecta; Hymenoptera; Formicidae. The record is from RefSeq and is a predicted model, not a curated record. Gene Ontology annotation, biological process: P-body assembly; mRNA splicing, via spliceosome. Gene Ontology annotation, cellular component: P-body; U4/U6 x U5 tri-snRNP complex; Lsm1-7-Pat1 complex. Gene Ontology annotation, molecular function: RNA binding. The transcript has 3 exons. Bases 953 to 1252 code for a protein of 99 amino acids.